Messenger RNA from Knipowitschia caucasica, 2367 nucleotides. The record is from the annotation of a GenBank genome assembly. Lineage: Eukaryota; Metazoa; Chordata; Actinopteri; Gobiiformes; Gobiidae.
AUGCCCCCCGCCAUAGCCUCUGUGUCCUGGCUGACCCCUCCGACCAAUCCAGUGAGACCUGAGACUCACCCCUGCGUGCCUCUGUCUGUGGUUCUCCUGCCUCUGUCUGUGGUUUACCUGCCUCUGUCUGUGGUUUACCUGCCUCUGUCUGUGGUUUACCUGCCUCUGUCUGUGGUUCUCCUGCCUCUGUCUGUGGUUCUCCUGCCUCUGUCUGUGGUUUACCUGCCUCUGUCUGUGGUUUACCUGCCUCUGUCUGUGGUUUACCUGCCUCUGUCUGUGGUUCUCCUGCCUCUGUCUGUGGUUUACCUGCCUCUGUCUGUGGUUUACCUGCCUCUGUCUGUGGUUCUCCUGCCUCUGUCUGUGGUUUACCUGCCUCUGUCUGUGGUUCUCCUGCCUCUGUCUGUGGUUUACCUGCCUCUGUCUGUGGUUUACCUGCCUCUGUCUGUGGUUUACCUGCCUCUGUCUGUGGUUUACCUGCCUCUGUCUGUGGUUCUGCUGCCUCUGUCUGUGGUUCUCCUGCCUCUGUCUGUGGUUUACCUGCCUCUGUCUGUGGUUUACCUGCCUCUGUCUGUGGUUCUCCUGCCUCUGUCUGUGGUUCUCCUGCCUCUGUCUGUGGUUUACCUGCCUCUGUCUGUGGUUUACCUGCCUCUGUCUGUGGUUCUCCUGCCUCUGUCUGUGGUUUACCUGCCUCUGUCUGUGGUUUACCUGCCUCUGUCUGUGGUUUACCUGCCUCUGUCUGUGGUUCUCCUGCCUCUGUCUGUGGUUCUCCUGCCUCUGCCUGUGGUUCUCCUGCCUCUGUCUGUGGUUCACCUGCCUCUGUCUGUGGUUCACCUGCCUCUGUCUGUGGUUCUCCUGCCUCUGUCUGUGGUUUACCUGCCUCUGUCUGUGGUUUACCUGCCUCUGUCUGUGGUUUACCUGCCUCUGUCUGUGGUUCUCCUGCCUCUGUCUGUGGUUUACCUGCCUCUGUCUGUGGUUCUCCUGCCUCUGUCUGUGGUUUACCUGCCUCUGUCUGUGGUUUACCUGCCUCUGUCUGUGGUUUACCUGCCUCUGUCUGUGGUUUACCUGCCUCUGUCUGUGGUUCUCCUGCCUCUGUCUGUGGUUUACCUGCCUCUGUCUGUGGUUUACCUGCCUCUGUCUGUGGUUCUCCUGCCUCUGUCUGUGGUUUACCUGCCUCUGUCUGUGGUUCUCCUGCCUCUGUCUGUGGUUCUCCUGCCUCUGUCUGUGGUUUACCUGCCUCUGUCUGUGGUUCUCCUGCCUCUGUCUGUGGUUUACCUGCCUCUGUCUGUGGUUUACCUGCCUCUGUCUGUGGUUCUCCUGCCUCUGUCUGUGGUUUACCUGCCUCUGUCUGUGGUUUACCUGCCUCUGUCUGUGGUUCUCCUGCCUCUGUCUGUGGUUUACCUGCCUCUGUCUGUGGUUUACCUGCCUCUGUCUGUGGUUUACCUGCCUCUGUCUGUGGUUCUCCUGCCUCUGUCUGUGGUUCUCCUGCCUCUGUCUGUGGUUCUCCUGCCUCUGUCUGUGGUUCUCCUGCCUCUGUCUGUGGUUCUCCUGCCUCUGUCUGUGGUUCUCCUGCCUCUGUCUGUGGUUUACCUGCCUCUGUCUGUGGUUCCUGCCUCUGUCUGUGGUUCUCUGCCUCUGUCUGUGGUUCUCCUGCCUCUGUCUGUGGUUUACCUGCCUCUGUCUGUGGUUUACCUGCCUCUGUCUGUGGUUCUCCUGCCUCUGUCUGUGGUUUACCUGCCUCUGUCUGUGGUUUACCUGCCUCUGUCUGUGGUUUACCUGCCUCUGCUUCGCAGAGAGGGCUACACGGUGCAGGUCAACGUCAACGACUACCUGGACAUCUACUGCCCGCAUUACAACAGCAGCCAGCGGGGGACGCUAGAGCGCACCAAGGCGGAGCAGUACAUCCUCUACAUGGUCAGUUACCGUGGAUACAAGUCAUGUGACCCGGGCCAGGGGUUCAAGCGCUGGGAGUGCAACCGGCCCUACGUGCCUCACGCUCCCAUCAAGUUCUCCGAGAAGUUCCAGCGAUACAGCGCCUUCUCCCUGGGAUACGAGUUCAACGUGGGCCAGUACUAUUACUACAUCUCCACGCCCACUCAUCACCACAGCCACAGCUGCCUGAGAAUGCGGGUGCUCGUCUGCUGCUCCUCCGGAGUUUCUCAGUCAGAUGAUGAUGAUGAAGACGAUGAUGACUCCAGUGAAACCUCUCCCGACUACACAGACCGGCCUCACAUCAAAAUACACAACCUCGACGAAUACAACCCUGAAGUCCCCAAACUGGAGAAGAGCGUGAGCGGCAGCAGUCCGUCCCGGGACCGCCUCCUCCUGACCACGGCGGCGCUCCUGCUGUCCUUGCUGCUGUUGUCCUAG